Messenger RNA from Fusarium poae, 1992 nucleotides. RefSeq lists its product as uncharacterized. NCBI's taxonomy places the organism in Eukaryota, Fungi, Ascomycota, Sordariomycetes, Hypocreales, Nectriaceae. The record is from RefSeq and is a predicted model, not a curated record. The transcript has 4 exons. Bases 1 to 1992 code for a protein of 663 amino acids.
AUGGCUGCUCAGCGACCGUACAAUAACACGGGCUCAGGCUACCUCCAGAACGGUGCGACCGGCGGUCUACCUCCUACCGGUGCCGCACCACUCUUGCCAAACCAGGGCCGCGUUCUCCAGACUGGUCCCCUAAGGGUUCUCUGCAUUGCCGAUGUCCGAGGAAACUUGAGAUCACUCAACGAUCUUGCGAAACAGGCUCGAGCUGACCACAUCAUCCACACUGGUGAUUUCGGUUUUUACGACGACACUUCCUUGGAGCGAAUCGCCGAGAAGACGCUUAAGCAUGUUGCUCAGUACUCUCCCUUGAUCUCUGAGCCUGUCAAGAAGGCCAUCCAACAAGGUGGCCCUGGCCCAGUCAAGACUCGGUUUCCCCCUAAUGAGCUCCCGCUCUCCGAGUUGCCUCUCCUCAUCAGCGGCGAGGUCAAGCUUGAUGUUCCUGUCUACACUGUCUGGGGUGCCUGUGAAGAUGUCCGAGUAUUGGAAAAGUUCCGAACAGGCGAGUAUAAGGUACCUAACCUGCACAUUAUUGACGAGGCUCGAUCAAUGCUACUGGAGGUUGGCGGUGUCAAACUACGACUACUUGGUCUUGGUGGUGCUGUUGUCAUGCACAAGCUGUUCGAUAAUGGCGAAGGCCGCACUACUAUUGCUGGUGGCCAGGGAACUAUGUGGACGACUCUCUUGCAAAUGGGCGAACUUGUCGACACCGCUCACCGUGUUUACGACCCUACCGAAACCCGCAUUUUUGUCACGCAUGCGUCCCCAGCUCGUGAGGGUAUCCUGAACCAGCUUUCAGUAACCCUCAAGGCCGACUUUUCUAUUUCUGCCGGACUUCACUUCCGAUAUGGUAGCUCUUACAACGAGUUCAGUGUCAACCCUACUCUCGACCAUUACCGAGGCAAGCUCGCCGCCUCCAAGGCUUCUUUCAACGACGUGUGGGAAACUGUCAAGGGUGAAGUGGAACCUGCUAUUCAACAGAAUGAAGCUCAGCAGAAUCUCCUGAAGAACGCCCUUCAAAUCGUCGAGAAGAUGCCUACUACAGCCGCUGGUGGCAACCCCUUCGGUGGCCCUGUUGCUGGUCAGGCUUCUCUUGGACAAGUCGACGAGAGUGCUUUCAAGAACAUGUGGAACUUUAACCUUGCUGAUGCUGCUUUCGGUUACCUGGUCCUCGAGAUCCAGGACGGUCGUAUCGGUACGGAGAUGAGGGCCCAAGGAUUCAACUUUUCCCACCGAGGCGCCAAGCAGCAACCCGGCGUUCCUCCCACUACAGCUGGCCCAACUGGCAUCCCCUCGCCCGCCCCUCCCUCAACCCAGUCCAGCGCUCCCCCCUCCCACCAGCCGACAGCCUUCAGCAGUUCACCCGCCACCCCUCAACCUGCCCCAACCUCAAGCAGUCCCGCUCCGUCCGCCAACAACAAGGACUCAGAGAAGACCGCAUCUUCCGCUGGCGCUAAUGGCUCAGCCCAUGCUCCCGAACGUGUCUCCUCUCCCGCCCCCAAGACGCCCGCCUCUGAUAUCAUUGGACUCUUCAUUAUGAAUGUCAGCACCGAAGAGCAAUGCCGAGAUCUUUUCAGCGACGAGGACAAGCACAAAAUCUUGAAGGUCGACAAGUGGGGUAACUCCAACAAGGUUGUUCAGUUUAAGACAAUUGAGGACCGUGAUACCGCCCUGGACAGACUUCCCGAUGAUGUUAAGACUCGGACUCAAGAGGACCGAUCUAAGCCUCUGGUUAAGGUCUUCCAACAUCGCGAAAACAAGACAUACGCCACCCGAGGCGGUGCUGGUAACUGGGGUGCCAGUGGACGCGGCGGAGCCACCAACACCAGCGGAUACCGUAGUGCGGGAGGCGCCAGCGAUUCUGAAUCCAACCGACGCGGUGGCCGAGGUGGCCGCGGUGGUCGGGGUGGAGAUCGCGGUCGUGGUGGACGUGGACGUGGUGGUCUCAAGGGAGACACAUCAUCUCCUGCUGCUGCUCCCUCAACACCCGCCGAAUAA